Molecule: messenger RNA, 1236 nt
Organism: Etheostoma spectabile (orangethroat darter)
Lineage: Eukaryota; Metazoa; Chordata; Actinopteri; Perciformes; Percidae
Source: RefSeq, a predicted model, not a curated record
CUGAAGCCAGCGGACAAAGCUCCAGACUUUCCUGGGAUUUGGUAUUUCAUUGCCUUGACCUCGGAUACCUGUGUGGUUACCACAUUACUGAAUUAUGUGUUGUGGCCAAGUUAUUCAAUGAAUAUUACCUCCAUGAACACACCCAACGUCUAUAAUGCCAACUAUAGGAUUAAAACAUAUGGAUAUUGUGGAACUGAAUCCGAAGAUUUUUUGUUUGAGAACAACACGGUCUUUGAUGACGACGUCAACAAUUUCCCAGUUAUUCAACCAGAGAUGCUGCUGCAGAGUGGCUGCUCUGACUGCUUCAUUGUAAAGAGGAAGGACAAGAACAUUGAUAUGCUCAUGCUCUUCAGUAGGAGGCAGAACGUCUCCGCUGCUGAGCUGAAUGAGUUUGAGAAACAGGCAGAGUGCCUCGGCUGGGCCAAACCAGAGGUCCUAAACUCAGAUCAUGAUUUUGAAAACUGUCUGGACGAUGUCGACAUUGAUAAUCCGGAAUUAUUACCCUUGAUUUUUCAAAGACUGCGCAACAAGUAUGAAGUCCCCUUCAAGUGUAUGUCAGAGAGUGCUCAAACAUUCCACAAGGCUGUCUAUGAGUGGGCUCAGCAACAGUGGGCCACUCUCUGGUGAAUGUGCUAGUGAUCUUCAGAGAUCUUCCUCAGAGUCUCCAGUCAACAGGGGGUCUCCAAAUUCUUGUUGAUUUUUGAACUUAAUUUUACAUAACAUAUAUAGUAAGGGGUCCCUGCACAGUUCCUUUUUCAGUUAAGGGGUCCUUGCCUUCAAAAACAUUGAAGAUCCCUGAGCUAGGGCACUGCUAUAGCCUAAUAAAUAUUCACUCACAUAAUUAUAUUUUUGUUAAAUGGUGCUACCCUACUCAAGGUGUAUAAAUUGUUUAAAGGGAAUCGGCUACUGUUAACGGUAAAGACUCUCAAAUGCCACAAAACAACCUUUUUGUAAUUCAGUUUUUUUGUGGUAAUCUGCAGCGCUUUCUACUGCAAAGACAAUAUAUUCUCUCUUUUAGACAAUUCAAAAUCAUCAUCACUAAUAAUGAAUGACUAAACAAGGUGUACUUAAUAAUAAAUAGAUUUUCCUUGUUCUUUUUAUUUUCAUCUUUUCUUUUUUAAUAAAGAAAUGACAACAAACCACUGAAGUCUAAAAGUUUUUUGCAAUGCAGACAGAAAUCACACAUCUGCACUGCACACCCUGAGUCAGGAUUUAAGCGAGAUAUAUGGUUGUGUG